Molecule: messenger RNA, 2876 nt
Organism: Trichobilharzia szidati
Lineage: Eukaryota; Metazoa; Platyhelminthes; Trematoda; Strigeidida; Schistosomatidae
Source: the annotation of a GenBank genome assembly
AGCUGUUUUCGUGCAGUACAGAUGUCGAUGACCUCUGUAGCUUCAAUCAGCCUUUGUGGGAUUAUCACCCACUUACAAUGACUAUUCACUGGCAGGACAUUGCAUUUCAUGAAGAGUUACUUCCCACUCCGUCAUCAAUGAGUGACAUAGGAAGGAGCACUAGUCAGAAAAGAACUUUCGGACAAUCAUCAGCUAAAGAAAAUCCUGAUGCAAUCUCAGAAAGCAAACGCCUCAAAUAUGGAUCAGCACAGGAUGAUACGUCUAUUAGUCCUGUUCCUUCUAAUCCAGACGAAAUUCUGUCUCCGAUAAAAGUUAAUUAUUCAUUUGAAAGCAAUCAUUCUGUCAAUGAUUCCAUCGCUUCACGAAUAAAUUUCAUCGACUGUGAUGAGUUGGCAUCGUUGCUCACUUCAAAUUAUUCUUGCACUUUAUGUGUACCCUUAAUACUGGAUAUCAGAAGCCUAGCUGCUCAAGCUGAUUUGCGAAUUCAAACUGCAGUCGGUAUACCUUGUGAAUCACGUGUAAAGUUGCGACGUGCCUUACCAAUGUUGAGUGAUUUUUUGCGUGCAAGGAAACAGUGUUUCAGUACUCACGGUCAACAAAAUUAUAAACUCGACUGUCGUUUAAUAAUUAUCUGUGCUGACUCUAGUAUUAACGAAUUCCCUGUACUGAAAGAUCUUCUUCAUUGUCUGGUUAAACACCUUACGAAUGAUCAUGAUUUAGAUGUUCGAGUACUCAAAGGUGGCUUUCAAGAAUUCUGCAACGCUUAUGAACAUCUAUGUGAACAUCCACUGCAGAUAUCUCCAAAGGCUACUGAUGACCUAAAUAGUUUAUCAAGAUCCAAAGAUACUAAAGAAGACGAAGAAGAAAAAUUUAAGUUUUCAUUAAAUGUCUCAAUUGAAACUUCCAAGUGUACAAAGCAAGCAGUGAAAUAUUCACAGUUACUGUUACCUGGUUUGGGUAUUCCUGUAAACACUAAAUCACCUGUAACAGAGAAAUCAGUACCACCGGUUAUAGAUAAACAGAUCAAUCGGUUUGAUUUUAUGAACAUCAAUAAGCAAAUAACAAAUCCUUUUGCAAAUAAAUGGGGUUUAUCUCAAUUUUGUUUGAAUGAUAAUGAUCCAGGUGAUCCUAAAGCUAUUUUUCGUGCUCAAGCAAGUCGAAUAUUACCCUUUCUUUACCUUGGUAAUGAAUCUGACAGUCAAAAUGAAACUACUUUGAGGAAAUGUGGUAUUAAUUAUAUCCUGAAUGUAACACUUACAACACCAUUUCUUGAUGAGAGACGUUUUAAGUGUCAUCGUCUUCCUGCAACAGAUUCACAUUCACAGGAUCUACGACCGUACUUUAAUACGGCAUUUCAAAUUAUUGAAGAAGUUCGUCGUUCAGGUAAAAGUGUACUUGUACACUGUCAAGCUGGUGUGUCCAGAUCUCCAGCAUUAAUUAUUGCCUAUUUAAUGGCGUAUUCAAGUAUGUCUUUACUGGACGCCUAUCAAUUUGUCAAAACAAAGCGUUCAGUGAUUGCACCGAAUUUCGCUUUCAUGGGACAGUUGUUUGAAUUUGAAUCUGAAUUAGCAUCUGGACGUUUCUUAAGGCAGUCAAAUAUAUUAGAUCCUUUAUUACAAGUUAUGUAAUUAGCAUAACCAAAGUGAUAUAUAUAAUUAUGUAUAUGUAUAUUCAGUUUGUUGGUCACAUCUGUUUUUCACGCUUUUCUUCGCUGUUAUCUGACCUUUCAACCACUUACAUCUUUUGUAUCAUACUGAACAAUCUAAAAGUAUAGUUUUUUUUUUGAAAGUUUAUUUUGUAAAUAUUAUCCUAUUUGCGUGAAGAGUAAGAAUCAGGAAGACAAUUUAUGCAUGUUUAUUCAAGUGAAUAAAGAAAAUGACAUAUGUAAGCAUCAUCUUAUCAAGAAUACUAGUCUGUUAUGCCAUGGGAUAUGCAUAAUGUUCCUUAUUUACACUUUUAUUAUGUCUACUCUGAUUUUCAAUGAACUUCAGCGCGUUUAUUUUCAAAGAAAAUAAAAUGCCAACGAUGAAUUUUUGCAAUUAAAGAAAAAAGAAAACCAGUUCAUUUUUUUGUAUUCAGAUCUCUUUUUGGUUUUCUAAAUAUAGAAAACUUAAAGUGUGUUUUGUUCUUUAUAUAAUUUCAAGCAUUUUACAAUUUACUUGUCUAUCUUUUUUCCUCGUUUUACACAGACACAUAUGAUGGAAGAUUUUGUUAGUAGAUAUAACUCAGUGUGAAUACAUGACACUAACAAAAUGACUGAUUUUUACUAUCACAAAAGUUGACUUUUCUUUUUGUUAUAUCUAAUGUACAAGUGUCACUUGUUUGCCUCCUGAGUGUGAAUUAUUUUGAUGUUCACCUAUUUUUGAUGAAAUUUCUUUACCAGUUUGAUAACUUAGUUUUUCUCUGUUUUACAAGUAAACUUCACUGAAGGAAAUCAAAUUCUCAUUAUUACUAUUAUUAUUCUCAUAUCAAGACAAACAAAGAAAGAGGGAUGUGAAAUGCAAUGAUCUAUGUUCUCAAUAUCUUCCAUCGGUAGCAUAGAUACUGAAAGGAAUGUCAGAAUAGGCGGCAGAAGAAGACUACUGAAUCUUUGGAAAUGACAAAGAGUGAAUAUAUAGUCCCUUGACUUGGUUUUUGUUGUAAUAUGAAUGUCGAUUUUGAAUCAGUCCCAUUUACACAAACACACACACACACACACUGUCUAGACCCACAGGCAGUCGUACUUCUCGACUUGAAUAAAUAUAAUUCUGGCUUAAUCUAAUUUUACUCCACUUAAGAUUAUUCAUGAUAAACAGUUAUUGGGUUUCCACAACACAUUCUUAAUGCAUACUCCUAGCUUACCAUGCUUUUUAGUGAAACACUGUUUGUUACCGAAU